This is a messenger RNA of Drosophila grimshawi, 1717 nucleotides long. It is a transcript of the gene pths, whose product is annotated as probable ATP-dependent RNA helicase DDX47. Lineage: Eukaryota; Metazoa; Arthropoda; Insecta; Diptera; Drosophilidae. The record is from RefSeq and is a predicted model, not a curated record. The transcript has 3 exons. Gene Ontology annotation, molecular function: nucleic acid binding; ATP binding; RNA helicase activity. The coding region runs from base 81 to 1637 and encodes 518 amino acids.
UCUACGCUCUUUUCUCGCUGAGCACGUGUGACGACUGGUAAUGUACGCUAAAACAAGGGCGUAAAAAAAUAUAUAACACAAUGUCGGAAACUUCAGAAGACGAACAAGCGCAAUUGCAAACAAGUGAAGAAGAGCUAAGCGAUGAGGAGGGCCAGGAAGAAAAUGCCGAAGACGUGGAUGAAGAUAACGUAGAUGACCAGUCAGCAACUAGUUCUGACGAAGAAGAGACACCCAAGGCGGAACAGCCACUGACAUGGAAAGAUCUUGGCCUCAGUGAGACGCUGUGCAAGGCGUGCGAUGAGCUCAAGUGGAAAGCCCCCUCCAAAAUCCAAAAGGAGGCAAUUCCCGUUGCGCUGCAGGGCAAAGAUGUCAUCGGCCUGGCCGAAACGGGUUCUGGCAAAACGGGCGCAUUUGCUCUACCCAUUUUGCAUGCCCUGCUCGAAAAUCCGCAGCGCUAUUUUGCACUCGUGCUGACGCCCACACGUGAACUGGCCUUCCAAAUAGGCGAACAGUUCGAGGCAUUGGGCAGUGGGAUUGGCAUCAAGUGCUGUGUCAUUGUGGGCGGCAUGGAUAUGGUUGCCCAGGGUCUGCAGCUGGCCAAGAAACCGCAUAUUAUUAUUGCCACGCCCGGCCGUCUGGUGGAUCAUUUGGAGAACCUCAAAGGUUUCAAUCUAAAGGCCAUCAAAUAUUUGGUCAUGGAUGAGGCGGAUCGCAUACUCAACAUGGAUUUCGAGGUGGAGCUAGACAAGAUCUUGAAGGUGCUACCACGUGAGCGUCGCACCUUUCUCUUUAGCGCCACAAUGACGAAGAAGGUCAAGAAGCUGCAGCGUGCUUCACUCAAAGAUCCCGUCAAGGUGGAGGUUUCGAACAAGUAUCAAACAGUCGACCAACUGCAGCAGUAUUAUCUGUUCAUACCGGUCAAAUACAAGGAUGUCUAUCUGGUGCACAUUCUAAAUGAACUGGCCGGCAACAGCUUCAUGAUUUUCUGUAGCACCUGCAACAACACAGUGAAGACCGCUCUAAUGUUGCGUGCCCUGGGAUUAGCUGCCAUUCCGUUGCAUGGCCAAAUGUCGCAGAAUAAACGUCUGGCGGCUCUCAACAAAUUCAAGGCGAAGAAUCGUUCCAUACUGAUAUCAACGGAUGUUGCCUCGCGUGGAUUAGACAUACCCCAUGUGGAUGUGGUGGUCAACUUUGAUAUACCCACCCAUAGCAAGGAUUAUAUUCAUCGUGUGGGUCGCACGGCGCGUGCUGGACGUUCCGGUCAGGCCAUCACCAUUGUUAGUCAGUACGACAUUGAGCUGUAUCAGCGCAUCGAGCAGCUGCUGGGCAAGCAGUUGCCGCUCUACAAGUGCGAGGAGGAUGAGGUGAUGGCGCUGCAGGAGCGUGUCGCCGAGGCGCAACGCACUGCCAAAUUGGAGUUCAAGGAUCUGGAAGAUAGCAAGGGUUACAAAGGUGGCAGAGGUAAUAAGCGUACUGCCGCCAGCGAUAAUCAGGAUGAUUCCGAACAAUUUACAGGCGCACGAAAACGCAUGAAACCGAUGGGUGGAAGGGGGGGUGGCAAAGGUGCGGGGGGACGUGGCCUAGGUAGAGGUGGUGCGGCUAAAAAGAAUUGGGGCCGGGGCAAAAAUAAAAAUUAGCCAUAUAAGAUUAUAGUUAAGUCAUUUUAUAAAUUGUAAUUAUAUAUAUAAAAAAUAAAAAUUAGGUUAAACUAAAAAAA